Messenger RNA from Loa loa (African eye worm), 570 nucleotides. RefSeq lists its product as hypothetical. Gene Ontology annotation, cellular component: microtubule organizing center; microtubule. Bases 1 to 570 code for a protein of 189 amino acids. The record is from RefSeq and is a predicted model, not a curated record. Gene Ontology annotation, biological process: intracellular signal transduction. The transcript is spliced from 3 exons. NCBI's taxonomy places the organism in Eukaryota, Metazoa, Nematoda, Chromadorea, Rhabditida, Onchocercidae.
AUGUGUACUUCUGGUCUAGAGUUCAAUACCUUUUCCACUCAUCCAGAACAUUCAGUGGAUUUGAACUAUCGCGGGAUACGAAUAAAAGUGUAUAAGAAUGGUGAUCAAUAUGACCCAGGAACAAUAGUGGUUAUUUGUCGAAAGAGAUUUAAACACUGGCUUACUUUUCUGGACUUUCUUACUAAGAAAUUAAAUUUAAUGGCUCCUGUUCACGAAUUCUAUCGAACAGAUGGCUUCUGCAUUCGACAUUUCGAAGAAAUUGAAAAUGGAGGAUCAUACGUAGCUGUAUCUCAAGGACCAUUUCUUCAUAAACCGUAUGGAUUGCUAUUUGAAGAUCGUGAAAAAUGGAAUAUCAAUACAAAAUUUGAAUCUGCAGAACAGAGCACUCUUGAUUCGGCUGAAUCCGUGGAUAUUUAUCUGAAACAACGUGGUUACACUUCUCGAACCGGUCUUCCAUUCCCAUUUGAUGGCGGUGUUUGUGCCAAUCAUUCUUUAAUGGAUUUUGGGCGUAAUCGUGAUCCUUCGUCCAAUCUUUCUAUCCGUCAACAUCGUAAUGAGCAGGUAAGCUGA